This is a messenger RNA of Gymnogyps californianus (California condor), 447 nucleotides long. Its product is annotated as transthyretin-like. The transcript has 4 exons. NCBI's taxonomy places the organism in Eukaryota, Metazoa, Chordata, Aves, Accipitriformes, Cathartidae. The record is from RefSeq and is a predicted model, not a curated record. The coding region runs from base 1 to 447 and encodes 148 amino acids. Gene Ontology annotation, molecular function: thyroid hormone binding. Gene Ontology annotation, biological process: purine nucleobase metabolic process.
AUGGCUUUUCAUUCUGUGUUUGUUUUCUUAGCUGGCCUGGCAUUUUUCUCCGAAGCUGCACCACCGGUAAGUGACUCUGCUGACUCCAAGCAUCCUCUUUUUAUAAAAAUUCUGGAUUCAGUCCGAGGAAGUCCAGCUCCAAAUGUUCCAGUUAAGUUAUAUAAAGAAGCUGCAGAUGGAUCUUGGGAACUGUUAAAUUCAAAACAAACCAAUGACAACGGAGAGCUCCAUGAGCUCACAAAUAAAAAACAAUUUGUAACAGGUGUAUACAAGAUUGAGCUUGACACAGCCUCUUAUUGGAAGAAAUUGGGCUUGAAUCCCUUUCAUCACCAUGCUGAUGUGGUGUUCACAGCUAAUGAUGCUGGUUAUCGACAUUACUGCAUUGCUGUUCUCCUCAGUCCCUUUUCUUACUCAACUACAGCAGUAGUUAGUGAGCCAGUGGAAUAG